Molecule: messenger RNA, 3833 nt
Organism: Neltuma alba
Lineage: Eukaryota; Viridiplantae; Streptophyta; Magnoliopsida; Fabales; Fabaceae
Product: TMV resistance protein N-like
Exons: 5
Coding region: 368-3598 (1076 amino acids)
Biological process (GO): defense response; signal transduction
Molecular function (GO): ADP binding
Source: RefSeq, a predicted model, not a curated record
UGAUAAUGUGCUUAUGUGACUUCCAGCGUAACUCCCGGUGUUUUUGUAUUCUCUCUCAAUCCUACUUUCCAGCGUACCAGCUUCCAGCUCCGCCAUUGACGGCUGAUUAGAUCCCUUCUGUUUCUUUCUUUCUUUCUUCUUCUUCUUCUUCUUUCUCUGUUUCUUCCUCAACCGGACGAGGCUUUAAGCAAGACACCACAGACUUCUUUUUCUUUUUCAGCCAAACAAGAUUGAUGGACCACCUGCUCACAAAUUCCCCACCAUUUUCCACCCUUCUCUUCGUUGGAGGAUGAAACGUCGUGGAAAUUUCUCUCGUUUGAGUAUUCAAAUCUCAAUUUCCUGAUUCACUAUUGUCCUUAUCACAGCCAUGGCGACUCAAGGGGCAGCAUCAUCAUCCCUUAGCUUUACCAAGUACAGAUAUGAUGUUUUCUUGAGUUUCAGAGGCGAAGACACUCGCAAAUCCUUCACUGUCAUUCUCUACGAAGCUUUGCGCAAGAAGGGAAUCAACGCCUUCAUUGAUGACAGGAAGCUCGGUAAAGGGGAACGAAUCAAACCUUCGCUUCUUAAAGCCAUAGACAAAUCCAGGAUUUCUAUUAUUGUGUUCUCUGCAAACUACGCUACUUCCACAUGGUGCCUUGAUGAACUGGCUCACAUCAUUCGGUGUAACAAGAAGAAGAAGAACCAGGUGGUUAUGCCAAUAUUUUACAAGGUGGAUCCAAUGGAUGUCCAAUAUCAGAGAAAUAGCUUUGAGGAAGCCAUGGCUGCUCAUGAAGCUGGGUUCAUAAAUGACCUGCAGAAAGUGCGAAAAUGGAGGUCUGCGUUAUUUGAAGCUGCUAGCUUGUCACCAGCAUGGCUUUUCGAAGAUGGAUAUGAAUUUGGGUUUAUUGAAAGGAUUGUUGAAGAUGCAUAUUCUAGGCUGCCUCCUAAACGAUUCCAUAACAUUGAUUACAUGGUUGGACUUGAGCCUCGUUUAGAAGAAGUGAUGUCACUUCUGGAUGAAAGUGCUCGUAGCGUUUGUAUGUUGGGGAUUCAUGGAACCGGUGGGAUUGGCAAAACAACCCUUGCCAAAGCUUUGUAUAAUACAAUCUUCUACCAAUUUGAAGGUGCAUGUUUUUUGUUUGAUGUUAGAGAAGCAUCAAUGAAACAUCAUGGCAAUGAGGGCAUUGUUCGUCUUCAACACACGCUUUUAUCAGAGAUUCUUGGGGAAAAGAGGAUAAAGUUUAGCAGUGUUGAUGAAGGAAUAUCUAUACUAAGACACAGACUCUCACACAAAAAAGUUUUGUUGGUUCUUGAUGAUGUCGAUCAACCUGAUCGGCUAGAGCAACUUGCAGGAGGGUGUGAUUGGUUUGGUUGUGGAAGCAAGGUGAUCAUAACAACAAGAAAUAAGCAAUUGCUAAUUGCACGUAAUGUUGAAAAGACAUAUGAAAUGAUGGGGCUAAAUGAUCAUGACUCGCUUGAACUCUUUUGUUGGCAUGCCUUCAAGUUGAGCCAACCUCCAAAAGGAUAUCAAGAUAUGUCAAAUUGUGCGAGCAGAUAUGCACAAGGCCUUCCUCUGGCUUUAAAAUUAAUAGGCUCCAAUUUGGCACAUAGAAACUUAGAAGAAUGGAAGUCUACAUUGGAACAAUAUGAGAAGAUCCCAGAAAGGACAACUCAUGAGAUCCUAAAGAUGAGCUAUGAUUGCUUACCGGAUAAUGCUAAGCGUAUUUUCCUAGAUAUUGCUUGUUUCUUCAAGGCAGAGACAUUUGUAUACAUUGAAGACAUGGUAGAAGCUUGUGAUUUUGGAAGGUUUUAUUUUGAGGUGCUUGUUGAAAAAUCUCUUAUAACUAUUUCUGAUAAUGGUAAGUUGGGCAUGCAUGAUCUAAUACAACAAAUGGGUAGAGAGAUUGUUAGGCAAGAGGCACCAUCAAAUCCUGAUAAACGCAGUAGAAUAUGGUACUAUAAAGAUGUUCUUAAAUUGCUUCGUGACAAUUUAGGAAACAGUAAUAUUGAAGGAAUAAUGCUUGACCCCCCUCAACAAGAAGAAGUGACUUGGAGUGGUACAGCCUUCGAGAAGAUGAAUGAUCUUAGAAUUCUUGUGAUUCGGAAUACACAAUUUUCAACAAACCCUAAAUAUUUACCAAAUAGUUUAAGAUUGCUUGAUUGGGAGGGAUAUCCUUCUGCAAAUUUACCAUCAGAUUUUUCUCCCAAGAAACUAACUUCCUUGAGGUUAUGCAAUAGCAUAUUCAGACUGGAAGAGCCAUUCAAGAGGUUUGAAUUCGUGACGCACAUGAACGUUUCACAUUGCGAAUUCAUAACUGAGGUACCUGAUAUGUCUCAAUUCCCAAAUUUAAAAAGCUUGUUGUUUAGAGAGUGUUGCAACUUGAUCAAGAUACACCAUUCAGUGGGAUCUCUCUCUAAGCUGGUCCACUUGGAUGUUAGUGACUGCACCAAACUUACAAGCUUUCCACAUGAAAUCAACCUGCCAUCUCUUGAAGAUAUUAAUCUUAGCCGUUGUAAGAGUCUUGACUAUUUCCCGCAUAUAGUGGGAAAGAGGGAUGCCUUGACCGAUAUUUGGGCUGAAGACACUUCUAUUAAGGAGCUCCCACAUUCCAUUGGAAAUCUUACUGAGCUCGAAUGUUUAAAUUUAAGCUCUUGCAAAAGUCUCAGGGAGCUUCCAAACAGCUUAUUCACAUUGCAAAAUCUCAAGUGGCUUGAGUUGAGAGACAGUCACACGCCUAGCAGAAAAUCUUUGAUGAAAUUAACGCAAGAGAGCCUCCUAAUUAUUAGCUGUGCAAACAUAAAGUUCUUGAAUCUUGAAAACUGUUGUCUAUUGGAUGAAGAUCUUACCUUAGUUCUGAAUUUUUUUCGGGAUUUGCGAGAGUUAACUCUAUCAGGCAAUGAUUUUGUGUCCCUUCCUGAGUGCAUCAAUGAGUGUGUUGAAUUAUUGAAACUGGAAAUGGAUAACUGCAAGAAGCUAAGAGACAUACCGAAGUUGCCAUCAAAGCUAAGAGACAUAAAGGCAGAGUUUUGCACAUCAUUAACUGCCAAAUCAGUUGGUCAUUUAUGGUCUCAGGUCAAGAACGAAACCAAUCUCUUCAGAAUAUGUAUGCCAGCAACAACAUUUCCUGAUUGGCUUGACGAUUGUUGUAAAGGAGGAGCAUUGUCUUUUCGUGCUCGUGGGAAUUUCCCUCGUGCAGCCCUUGCAUGUGAGUUGGGGAAAGCAAACGCGAGUGGGAGACACUUCUUCCAUGUUUCUGUGACCAUCAAUGGUCAUGAAAUACUAAGGAAAGAAGAUGUAAACUAUGGGAGUACACAAGGUCAUGUGUACUUCUUUGAUUUAAGAUGGGCUUUUGACCUACCGGAGUGGAAGAGGCUUGAUAGGUAUCUGAUAUUGGAUUGGAAUGAUGUGGAAAUGCAAGUGAAAUGUUUAACACCAAAUAUGCCUGUGGUUAGCUGUGGAAUUUAUGUGUAUAAACAACACACAAACACGGACAAUUUGCAGUUCAAGUCUUCUCGGCUUUCCAUGAAGGCUCCAACAUCUUCACUGAAACGAAGAGCGACUUCUCCCCCUCCUAAUGAACCACCCAACAAAGUUCCUGAGAAAGUUCAAGGUUGCUGAUAAAAGAAAACUCAAAAUGACUCAGAAAGGGACAAGGUCAGCCUCUACUUUCUACUAGUUGUUAUUUCAAUUUUCAAGGUUUUUGUUUGUCAUUAAGUUUUUUGCCUUACUUGUACUGUAGGAGAAUUAGACGACGCCGAAUUUUUCAUUCGUGUUACAAGAGUGUUUCCUACGGGUAAGCGUGUCUGGAGUCUUGUAUUACUGGCUAUCAAAUAUUAAAGAAAAGGACAUUUUU